UUCUGUCACCAUUUAUUUCCACCAUUUAAAACUCACAUUGAAAAUCGACUUCCCUCUCCCCAUUUGACUCUGCAGAUUCAUUUCCACAGAAAAAAGAAAAAAACAGGUAAAUUUUCUUGAUGGGCUUCUCCAUUUGGUCUUGGGUUUGUUGGAACCACAUGGAAUUCUUCAUACUAUAUGAUUGAUUCAUUCUGAAAGCUGCAAUCUUGGGGUGAGUUUUUCUCAUAUUUUUCCUUCGAAAAGAUGGGCUCCCUUUUCCUGGGAUUCAAACAAAGAAACUCUCUUCCUUCCUCACAACCAUAUUUCCUUUCUCAGCCAAUCCCACCUCCACCACCCAAUAUUCAGUCAGAUAUCUUCAAUUUGAACAACAGGGUGAGUCCAAGCAUAUUGCUCAUCAUUAUAAUUCUUGCCAUCAUUUUCUUUGUUUCUGGUUUGCUUCACCUGCUUAUUAGAUUUCUUAUGAGACCCCAAAAUAGAGACCCAGAUGAUUUGGAGAGUGUGACUGCUCUUCAAGGGCAACUGCAGCAACUCUUCCACCUCCAUGAUGCUGGGGUGGACCAAUCCUUCAUAGACACCCUCCCUGUCUUCAAUUACAAAGCAAUUAUAGGAUUGAAGAACCCCUUUGACUGCGCUGUCUGUCUUUGUGAAUUUGAGCCUGAAGACAAGCUCAGAUUGUUGCCAAAAUGCAGCCAUGCCUUUCACAUGGAGUGCAUAGACACAUGGCUUUUAUCCCACUCCACUUGCCCUCUUUGUAGAGCUAGCUUGCUCCCUGAUUUCUCCCCAAACCACAACUGCUCACCCAUUGUGUUUGUUCUUGAAUCUGGAAGUGAAAGCUCUAGAGAGAUUGUUUCAGAGGCUGCUCUUGGCAGAACCAGCUCAGUUCUGGGUUCUCAUCAUUUCAGUGAAUUGGGGUCUACCCGGAUCGAUUUAUUACAUAAAUCCUGCGAGUUUGCUGCAAAAGAAGAUGAAGCCAGUCCAAAAGAAAUGGUGGGUUCAGAUGAAAAAGUAGUGACUGUUAAGCUUGGGAAGUUGAGGAAUGUGGAUGGUGGUGUUGGUGGUGAAGGUAGUAGCAACAACAAAGUGGAUGCAAGAAGGUGCUUCUCUAUGGGAUCAUUUGAGUAUGUAAUGGAUGAGAAUUCUUCGUUGCAAGUACCCAUUAGUACCAAAAUCAAGAAGCAGCCAAGUAAGAAGCGUGCUCUGCCAUUAACACCAGGCCACAGGACUGCAAUAUCUGAAUGUGACUGUGAAUCCAGAAGAGAAUUCAAGUUCAAUGCUUUUGAAGCAAUUAGGGAUGUUGAACAUUGUGAAGGUGCAAGCAUUGGCAAGGGCGAUGCUGUGAGGGGGAACAAAAGAGAGAGCUUCUCUGUAUCAAAGAUUUGGCUAAGAGGGAAGAAGGAGAAGUCGAAUGCAGCUGCCGCCGCCGCAGACACGUCGAGGCGGGCGGUUUCAUUCCGGUUUCCGGUGCAGCAGAGUGUUGUUGAUGCUGAAGAUUUGAAGGCCAAGAAUGGGGAUUGUUGUGGGAGGAGAAGUAUUUCUGAGAUUGACAUUGGGAUGUGGGAGAAUGGAGGGAGUGAAUUGGGUUGUGAUGGGGAAAGGCAGAGCAGUAACAGUUUGGACUCUCAAAUAUCAAACACACCAUCUUUUGCAAGGCGGACAUUGCUUUGGCUUAUGGGAAAACAGAACAAGGUUGUUCACUCAUCUGAAGCUCCAACUGUUUAGUGUUUCUUUCUUUUCUUUUUUUUUUUCUUUGAUUUUCUUUCUUAGAUCAACUUUCAAUUUGAUUCCUUAUUAUGGAAGCCAACAUUGGAAGAUCUGCAGUAGAGAAUAGAAACAAAAUAUUUCAAGUGUGAAAGAGAUCUGAAUACAAAAGUUUCUGCAUUUCACUGCAAAAUUUUAUUAUAGCAGAUAUUCAUGUGUUACAACUUCAUAUUCCUUAAUGAU
Messenger RNA from Corylus avellana, 1941 nucleotides. Its product is annotated as RING/U-box superfamily protein. The record is from RefSeq and is a predicted model, not a curated record. Lineage: Eukaryota; Viridiplantae; Streptophyta; Magnoliopsida; Fagales; Betulaceae.